Camellia sinensis is the source of this 582-nucleotide messenger RNA. The record is from RefSeq and is a predicted model, not a curated record. Lineage: Eukaryota; Viridiplantae; Streptophyta; Magnoliopsida; Ericales; Theaceae.
AUGGAUUGGAAUAUUGAUAGAAAAAUCUCUACUGUUACUGUUGAUAAUUGCUCCACAAAUGAUGUCAUGAUGACCAUGUCGAUGGAUAAGUUGAGUAAUACAUCACUUUUGUUGGGUGGUAGUUUGUUUCAUAUGCGUUGUUGUACGCAUAUUUUGAAUUUGAUUGUGAAAGAUGGACUGGAUGUCAUACGAGUGGGUGUAGAGAAAAUUCGAGAGAGUGUAGCUUAUUGGACAGCAACACCAAAAAGACAAAAAAAAUUUGAAGAAACAGUCAAUCAAUUGCGUAAUCCACAUACUAAGAAAUUAGGACUUGAUUGUGCAACUAGGUGGAAUUCAACCUACUUGAUGCUUCAGACUGCCUUAUUGUAUAAGGAUGUCUUUUCUCGGUUGAAAAAUAGAGAGCCCCAAUAUAAGACCGUGCUAAGUGAGAAAGAAUGGGAGUUUGCUAGAGAGAUUAGUGGGAGGUAUAAGAUUAGUGUAUUGGAGUUUUAUUUUAGAAAACUUUAUGGAGACAAAACUGAAGAUGAAGUUGAUAAGGUUCGUCAGAUUUGUUAUGAUUUGUUGCAAGAGUAUCAGCACUGA